This is a messenger RNA of Coffea arabica (coffee), 1869 nucleotides long. RefSeq names its product protein JINGUBANG-like. The record is from RefSeq and is a predicted model, not a curated record. Gene Ontology annotation, molecular function: protein binding. NCBI's taxonomy places the organism in Eukaryota, Viridiplantae, Streptophyta, Magnoliopsida, Gentianales, Rubiaceae.
CACUCAGUAACCUCAAUCCUACUGAAAUCCUCCCGUCUCUCUCUCUGGAAGUCUGGACCAGCCAUGGAUUACAACACCAGGAAAAGUCUCUGCACCUUCAUGGAUGAAGAAAGAAAGGCCAAGCAAUCCCCUCCCCGUCUCUCCUUUAAAUCCUUUGAGCAGAUAUCUGAUCGAGAUCUCAAUUAUAGCCAUUCAAGAUCUUCAUCAACUGCUGCAGGUAUGUAUUCAUUAAUGCCACCUCCUAGUCCAGACUCGCCCUGGACACUCUCACCCCUUCAAACACCAUCGCCAUCUGUCCUCUACCAUUGCAUCGCCUCGCUCCAUCGCCAUGAAGGAAUCAUCUAUUCCAUUGCCGUUUCGCGAGGGACAGUCUAUACUGGCUCCGAGAGUAGCCGGAUUCGUGCAUGGCGACAGCCGGACUGCACUGAAAGAGGGUACAUCAAAGCCAAUUGUGGCGAAGUCCGUGCAAUAUUAGCUUAUGGAAACAUGCUUUUUACAUCACAUAAAGAUUGCAAAAUCCGCAUGUGGAAUGUAACAGCUUCUGAGAAUUUCAGGGCUAAAAAAAUAACUACAAUGCCAAGGAAUAGCUCGAUUUUCUUGUUUAAUUGGUCGAGUGGACAGCAACAUAGAGAUUGCGUUUCUUGCAUGGGAUAUUAUCAUGCAGAAGGACUUUUGUAUACUGGAUCAUGGGAUAAAACAGUGAAGGCAUGGAGGGUUUCCGACGGUAAAUGUGUGGAUUCAUUUCUUGCUCAUGAAGAUAGUGUAAACGCAAUUGUUAUCAAUCAAGAAGAUGGAUGUGUAUUCACUUGUUCAUCAGAUGGUUCUGUGAAGAUAUGGAGGAGGGUUUAUGACCAAAGCUCUCAUACUCUCACCAUGACAUUGAAAUUCCAACCAUCCCCGGUCAAUGCUCUAGCCUUGAGCACCUCACAUAGCUUUUGCUUCCUGUAUUCAGGAUCAUCAGAUGGAUUUAUCAACUUCUGGGAGAAGGAGAAAAUGUCUAGUCGAUUUAAUCAUGGAGGGUUUCUUCAAGGACAUAGGUUUGCUGUUCUUUCUUUGGUUGCUAUUGAGAAACUAAUAUUCAGUGGAUCAGAGGACACAACCAUCAGGAUUUGGAGAAGGGAGGAAGGGAGUUAUUAUCAUGAGUGUCUUGCUGUCUUGGAUGCUCAUAGGGGGCCAGUCAGAUGCCUGGCUGCUUGUUUGGAGGUUGACAAAUUAAUGGUGAUGGGAUUUUUGGUUUAUAGUGCUGGCUUGGACCAAACUUUCAAGUUGUGGAGAGUGAAGGUUUUGCCUGAUGAAAAGAAUGUAUGCAUGGAAGGUACAGGUAGAAGUGAUAAGAUGAGGAUUACAGAGUAUGAGAUGAGUCCUGUUCUGUCUCCUUCAUGGGUUGAAAAAAAGAGGCAAGGUAAUCCAACAUGAUGCAGUAUUACUUGUUUCCCCUGAAGACAAGAGAAGGGCUUGACAUGCAUGCACUGGAACAGUAUACUCUAGACUCUACCCUGCUAGUAGAAACAAAUAUGUAUCCUUUUAUCUAUUUUUUUUUCUUUGGUUGAUAUCAUAAGCAUUAUUGGUAAGAUAAUCAUUCUCAUAUCAAAAGAAAUCUAUAGCAUUUCAUUACCUUACUCAUAUAUGCUCUCGCAUUUCGCCAGGGUUUUCAGGAUAUGGAAUUUUUUGCCACUUUGACCCAUGUUAACCAUGAUCAUAAUAGCAAAUGUUUCAUGUUUCAUGUAAAGUUGGAAAGGCAACGAGGUAUGGGAUACUUCAAUAGUAGCUAGCUUUAAGAGUCUGGCACUCCUUUUGUCUCAAAAUUACAGUCAUUUUUGCGCGAAUCCAAGUUCUUAUAGAUGCAAGUAAUGAUUAUAGUGUAGAUGA